This is a messenger RNA of Lachancea sp. 'fantastica', 894 nucleotides long. NCBI's taxonomy places the organism in Eukaryota, Fungi, Ascomycota, Saccharomycetes, Saccharomycetales, Saccharomycetaceae. The record is from the annotation of a GenBank genome assembly.
AUGUACCGUCUUUCCCGGUAUGCGAAGCAUGCUUGGAACUUACCUUUAGCUCUACAACGAACACAUUUACGCAUCAGAACUUUAGGUACGUUGAAAGAAGACAAAACGAAUUCUGGUCCAAAACUACAAGAAACGCUUGCUGAUAAUCUUAUUGGCGACCUUCCUCAACAAUUGGUAUCGGAGGGAAACGGAUUUCCAUCCACGUCGGCUGAAAACCAAAUCGACACUUUGAGAUGUUACGAAAAGCUUCUGCGAAGUGGCUUUACUCCCAAGCAGAGUUCACUAGCCAUAGAAUUGCUUCUUCAAACCUUGAAUACCGAGUUUUUUGAUACUUACAACGAUAGAUUUCUGCGCAAGACAGAGCUGGAGACCCAAUCACACCUUUUCGACGCUGCAGAGUCAGAAUUACGUUAUACAAUUCAGAUUUCUCGAGAGUCUGCGCUCAGCGAACAAAAUCUUAAGCUGCUGCAGCUAAACCGGAGUCUUCAUCUCCUGCACGAUGAACUUAACGAGCUGACCAUAAACUUACUGAAGAAAGACUCGAAGGUCGACUUCAAUGACCGCAAGAUCGAAAAUACCUUGCUGCAUCGGAACAUCCAUCUCCAGCUUAAAGACUGCAACAACAAAAUCGGAACUCGUAUUAUUGGCGAUACGAAAUCAGACAUUGAGAAUCUAAGAUGGCAAACAACGCGGAGCGGUCUGUUUGCGGUCUUGGGUUUGGUAUUCUUCAUCAUGAGUGGGGUCAGCAUAUCGAAACGAAUAAGCUCAGAGAACUACAAGCCCGCAGAAGUGGUUCUCCACACUAUCGAGCGGGAAGAGGAAGAUGAAGAGGAAUACGAGGAUAAGGGCAAUAUGGGUGGUGGCAAUAGUGACCACAGCCUGCUUCGCGAGUGA